ACCACCACCUGAUCCAGUGCAUCCUGGAGUACCAGAGCAAGGGCAAGACAGCUGAGUGCACGCAGUACCAGCAAAUCCUGCACCGGAACCUGGUAUACCUGGCCACGAUCGCAGACUCCAGCCAGAACAUGCAGUCCCUGCUUCCCGCCGUGAGUACCCGCUGAGGGUGGUCCCCUUUACCCAGCAAGGACUCCGACACUGCCUAAAAUCGGGAGUUGUGGGCAUGUCACCUCAGGUAACAAAGAUGACUCAGAGAAACCAAAAAUACCACUAGAGUCACCAGAAAUGGGAGUGUGGGCGGUGGUGACCAACCCUUCCUGACAGACUGAGGGUAACGACAGCGUCUGAGGUGGCCGGGUCGGACCUGUGGUUCAGCCUCUUUAUGUAUUGAAGGGAGGGAAGCCCCGGAAGAACCACCGUAGGAACGGCCGCAGCUCUCGGGUCGGGGGUGGGGAGAGAUGGGAUGGGGGCCCUGCGUCUCCCCGGAACCUCUCCGGGUGCUUUGAGCAGUUGUGAACCAUGCACAUGCGCUGCUGUGGGUGAAAACAGAACUUAAAAGAAAACAUGCCCAGCACAGUACAUUCUCCCAAUGAUAGUUCAAAUUUUUUAUUUUGUUUGAUUUUUUAAAAUGCAUUUUUCCAAAAUUAAAUUGUCGCCGGGAGUGCCGUAUCUCCUAGUGACCCUUAGUCCUUGGCAGGUGAUGACGUAAAUGCCAGGAUGCGUUUCGUGAGUAAAAAUGUUAAACCCACCUCCAUUGACCUGUCACAUUGCAGUUCUUCACCGUGCAGACACCCGCAGGUCCUGGUGGAAAUGUCCUUUUUUUGGCCAGCUGUAGACAGCGUGUGUGUGCACACCUCCAGAGCUGCUGUUGGACCUUGAUCUGGGAGAGUGCUGAGGGUCACUUCACACUCCCUUCUGUGUGGUGUGAUCCCAGCCGCCCACGCAGAACAUGAACCUGGGCCCUGGAGCCCUGACUCAGAGUGGCUCCAGCCAGGGCCUGCACUCCCAGGGCAGCCUGAGUGACGCCAUCAGCACGGGCCUGCCACCCUCCUCCCUCCUGCAGGGCCAGAUUGGCAACGGGCCGAGCCACGUGACCAUGCAGCAGACGGCGCCUAACACGCUGCCCACCACCUCCAUGAGCAUCUCGGGGCCCGGCUACAGCCACGCGGGGCCCGCCUCACAGGGCGUCCCCAUGCAGGGGCAAGGUACCAUCGGCAACUACGUGUCUCGGACCAACAUCAACAUGCAGUCCAACCCAGUCUCCAUGAUGCAGCAGCAGGCGGCCACGUCGCACUACAGCUCGGCUCAGGGCGGCAGCCAGCACUACCAGGGCCAGUCGUCCAUCGCCAUGAUGGGGCAGGGCAGCCAGGGGAGCAGCAUGAUGGGGCAGCGGCCUAUGGCGCCCUACCGGCCCUCCCAGCAAGGCUCUUCCCAGCAGUACCUGGGCCAGGAGGAGUACUAUGGUGAGCAGUACAGCCACAGCCAGGGCGCCGCAGAGCCCAUGGGCCAGCAGUACUACCCCGACGGCCACGGCGAUUACGCCUACCAGCAGUCAUCCUACACGGAGCAGAGCUACGACCGGUCAUUCGAGGAGUCCGCACAGCACUACUACGAGGGGGGAAACUCCCAGUACAGCCAGCAGCAGGCUGGGUACCAGCAGGGUGCCGCACAGCAGCAGACCUACUCCCAGCAGCAGUACCCCAGCCAGCAGAGCUACCCCGGGCAGCAGCAGGGCUACGGGCCUGCCCAGGGAGCCCCGUCACAGUACCCCAGCUACCAGCAAGGCCAAGGCCAGCAGUACGGAAGCUACCGAGCACCGCAGACAGCGCCGUCUGCCCAGCAGCAGCGGCCCUACGGCUAUGAACAGGGCCAGUAUGGAAAUUACCAGCAGUAAGGGAUACACGUUCUGGCUGGAGCCCUUGUGGUGGCGUGUUCAUCCAGGGGCCGGAGGGACUGGCGGCAGCUCUGCUGAAUUGUGACAUGUUGGUUACCCUUUCGCCCAGUGCCACGUCUGCAUGUGAAGCGUGCUCAUUUCAUGCUGGGUAUGACGCCGAGCGCGCACCCCUGGCGCAAGACAGCGCUUGGUGGUGUGAUACUUUUGGUGCUGUGUAUAGUAUUGUAUGUCGGUACAUGGAGAGGUAUCCUUUUUUUGUCCCCCUGCCCCCUUCUCAAUGUUUCUAGCUAGCUUUGGGGGUCAUUUUGUCAUCAGAGCAUUCUGUACCCAGGGACGGGACAGAUCUUGAGGACACCACAGUCCACCUGUUCCCGUCAACAGACCUUAGGUCUCAUUUCCCUCCUCAUACAGUGUUGUGUGGGUUGUCAGCUUUUCUUUAACUGGCUACACCACAGCGGGACACACAUACAGCCCCUGGAGGGCAGCCUCUUCCUGUGCCUCGAUGGGGUGGGUGGGAGCAUCUUCUGUGUGUUGGGUCAGUUUCUGUCACAUAACGAAAAGGAUGAGCAUCUCCCACGGGAGAGGCCACAGCCAGCCACUUCCAGAGCUUGCUCAUUGCCUGUCUCUCACCAGUUCCGUUUAUCCAAAACGGUACAUAUUUUUGAAUUAAAAAGUAAACAGGGGUCAGUGACUGUAUCCCAAAUAAAUAUGAAUCCCUAAGGGCCGUGGACAAAUUGCCUAACCCUGGGCCAGCGGUAUUGCUGAAGGAAAGAGAGGCAGCUCUCUGGGAAGUGGGCCCUCAGAGGUUACUCUGGCUUUGACCCUUGUUUAGCUGAUGGUCAUUUCUGGGAUUGGAAUAGUUAAUAUGCCCAAUUCUAAGUUGAUAGGUAAUAUAAAAUAUUCAAAUCAAAUUUUCCAAACAGUUGGCAAGUUGUUUAUUUUAUAUUAUUUCUUCCAGGACCUACUUGCUCAGAUCUCCAAGCAAGCAUUUCUUUUCUUUUAGGGAUGUCUGAAAGUCACACCCACUAACAUUACUGUGUUCUUUCUAAUGAAAAGUAAAGGUUUUAUAUAGAGAAA
Molecule: messenger RNA, 2971 nt
Organism: Piliocolobus tephrosceles (Ugandan red Colobus)
Lineage: Eukaryota; Metazoa; Chordata; Mammalia; Primates; Cercopithecidae
Gene: SS18L1
Product: SS18L1 subunit of BAF chromatin remodeling complex
Exons: 10
Coding region: 950-1894 (314 amino acids)
Biological process (GO): positive regulation of dendrite morphogenesis; positive regulation of transcription by RNA polymerase II
Cellular component (GO): nucleus
Molecular function (GO): transcription coactivator activity
Source: RefSeq, a predicted model, not a curated record